AUGUAUCUGAUACUUUUGCAGAAGAGUAUAGGAUUCACCCAUUAUCAUCAACUCAUCAACCUCUCAUCAACUUCUUCUGGUGUGUCUGAUCAGCUCUUGCACAGUGCUAGCAGCCCCAUUAAUAAUCCGCGUCCCUAUUUAUCAGCUGCGUGUCUGCUUUUGGCGUUGUUUUUGUUUACGUUUUGCUCUUUCCAGACGCGUGUUGACAAAUCAAAACACGAAAGUUUCGUGUUUUGUUUUCUUUUGCCGCCCUAAACAACGCGUAAAUCGAUGGCCGUGAUGAAAUUUUUGCAAAACACCAAAACACGAAAUUUUAUAUAUAAACAAACCGUGUUCUUCUUUUUCGCUCUUUGCUUUGAAACUAUUUCCAACACACAAAUCUCUUUUCCCAUAAACAACAAACAAGAAUGUAUGUCUUUAAAAGAGAUGGUCGCCGUGAACCGGUGAAGUUUGAUAAAAUCACUGCUCGUAUCUCAAGAUUGUGCUAUGGUUUAGAUCCAUCCCAUAUUGACGCUGUUAAAAUCACACAACGUAUUAUUUCAGGUGUCUACGAAGGUGUUACCACUAUUGAAUUAGAUAACUUGGCUGCUGAAACUUGUGCUUAUAUGACCACUAUCCAUCCAGAUUAUGCCACUUUAGCUGCUCGUAUUGCUAUUUCAAAUUUGCACAAACAAACAACAAAACAAUUCUCUGCUGUUGUUGAAGAAUUAUUCCACUAUGUCAACCCAAAAACAGACAAACAUUCUCCUAUGUUAUCCCAAGAUACUUAUGAUAUCGUUCAAGAAUUCAAAGAUGAAUUAAAUUCUGCUAUUGUUUAUGACAGAGAUUUCAACUACAACUAUUUUGGUUUCAAAACUUUAGAAAGAUCAUACUUGUUGAGAGUAAACGGUAAAGUUGCUGAACGUCCUCAACAUUUAAUCAUGAGAGUUGCUAUUGGUAUCCAUGGUAGAGAUAUCGAAAGUGUUAUUGAAACUUAUAACUUGAUGUCUGAAAGAUAUUUCACUCAUGCUUCUCCAACUUUAUUUAACGCUGGUACUCCACAUCCUCAAAUGUCUUCAUGUUUCUUAGUCGCAAUGCAAGACGAUUCUAUUGAAGGUAUCUAUGAAACUUUGAAACAAUGUGCUUUGAUUUCCAAAACUGCUGGUGGUAUUGGUUUACAUAUCCACAACAUUAGAUCAACUGGUUCAUACAUUGCAGGUACUAAUGGUACAUCAAAUGGUAUCAUCCCUAUGGUUCGUGUCUUCAACAACACUGCUCGUUAUGUUGACCAAGGUGGUAACAAGAGACCAGGUGCUUUUGCCUUAUAUUUGGAACCAUGGCACUCAGAUAUUUUUGAUUUCAUUGAUAUCAGAAAGAACCACGGUAAAGAAGAAAUUAGAGCUCGUGAUUUAUUCCCAGCUUUAUGGAUCUCAGAUUUGUUCAUGAAACGUGUUGAAAGCAAUGCUGAAUGGACUUUAUUCUCUCCAAAUGAAGCUCCAGGUUUAGCUGAUACUUAUGGUGAAGAAUUUGAACAAUUAUAUGAACGUUAUGAAAAAGAAGGUCGUGGUAGAAAAACAGUUAAAGCUCAAAAAUUAUGGUAUGCUAUUUUAGAUGCUCAAACUGAAACUGGUACUCCAUUCAUGCUUUAUAAAGAUGCUUGUAACAAAAAAACUAAUCAAAAGAACUUGGGUAUCAUCAAAUCCUCAAACUUGUGUUGUGAAAUUGUUGAAUAUUCAUCUCCAGAAGAAGUUGCUGUUUGUAACUUGGCUUCCAUUGCUUUACCAGCUUUCAUUGAAAAAUCCACUGAUGGUACUUCUCAAUGGUAUAACUUUGAACGUUUACAUCAAAUUGCUAAAGUUGUUACCAAGAAUUUAAAUAAAAUUAUUGAUCGUAACUAUUAUCCAGUUCCAGAAGCUAGAAGAUCAAACAUGAGAAAUAGACCAAUUGCCUUAGGUGUUCAAGGUUUAGCUGAUGCUUUCAUGAUUUUACGUUUACCAUUUGAAUCUGAAAAUGCUAAAGAAUUAAACAUUCAAAUCUUUGAAACUAUCUACCAUGCUGCUGUUGAAGCCUCUGUUGAAUUAGCUCAAAAAGAUGGUCCAUAUGAAUCUUUCCAAGGUUCUCCGGCUUCUCAAGGUAUUUUACAAUUUGACUUAUGGGACCGUAAACCAACUUCAUUAUGGGAUUGGGAUUCAUUAAAAUCAGAUGUUGUUAAACAUGGUUUAAGAAACUCCUUAUUAGUUGCUCCAAUGCCAACUGCUUCAACUUCUCAAAUUUUGGGUUAUAAUGAAUGUUUUGAACCAUAUACUUCAAACAUUUAUUCACGUCGUGUUUUAGCUGGUGAAUUCCAAAUUGUUAAUCCAUAUUUGUUACGUGAUUUAGUUGAUUUAGGUGUUUGGGAUGAUGCUAUGAAAAAUCAUAUUAUUGCUGAUAAUGGUUCUGUUCAAAACUUACCAAACUUACCAAAAGAAUUGAAAGAUUUAUACAAAACAGUUUGGGAAAUCUCCCAAAAAACAAUCAUUGAUAUGGCUGCUGAUAGAGCUGCUUACAUUGAUCAAUCUCAAUCAUUAAACAUCCAUAUCCGUGCCCCAACUAUGGGUAAAUUGACAAGUAUGCAUUUCUAUGGUUGGAAGAAAGGUUUGAAGACUGGUAUGUACUAUUUGAGAACCCAAGCUGCUUCUGCUGCUAUUCAAUUCACUGUUGAUGCUGCUGUUGCUGCUACUGCUUCAUUAAAUGUUGCUGAUUUAUCAAACUUACAUCGUCCAACUUAUGUUCCAAAAGAAGUCACUUUUGAAGAAUCAGAUGUUAGCACAAGAGAUGGUUCUUCAUCUCCAAGAGAUAUUACCACUGCCGCUACUAGUGUUGCUUCAUUAUCCUUAGAAGAUUCAAAACCUCUUCCAGUUCCAUCUCCUCAAGCCCAACCAAUCGCUGAAGAACCAAAAGAGGAAGAAAAAGCUGCUACUGAUGCUGAUGCUGAAGAAGACCAAGAUAUCUUUAGUUCAAAAGUUAUUGCCUGUGCUAUCAACAACCCAGAAGCUUGUGAAAUGUGUUCCGGUUAAGCACAUAUAACAUACUGAUGAUGAGUUUUUGUAUUUUAAGGUUUUUUUUUCACUAUUGUUGUCUUUUAUGGUUGAUUUGUUCGGUUGUUUGUUUUUCACACUCUUUUUCUAAAAAUAAUGUUCACUUCCUCUUUUUGUCACUAUUUGGAUGAUGAUGAUAUUAUCCUUUGUCAUUUGGAUUACAU
Molecule: messenger RNA, 3220 nt
Organism: Hansenula anomala
Lineage: Eukaryota; Fungi; Ascomycota; Saccharomycetes; Phaffomycetales; Wickerhamomycetaceae
Product: ribonucleoside-diphosphate reductase large subunit
Exons: 2
Coding region: 408-3035 (875 amino acids)
Biological process (GO): DNA replication; deoxyribonucleotide biosynthetic process
Cellular component (GO): ribonucleoside-diphosphate reductase complex
Molecular function (GO): ATP binding; ribonucleoside-diphosphate reductase activity, thioredoxin disulfide as acceptor
Source: RefSeq, a predicted model, not a curated record